This is a messenger RNA of Hydra vulgaris (swiftwater hydra), 621 nucleotides long. Its product is annotated as calcium/calmodulin-dependent protein kinase type IV-like. Gene Ontology annotation, cellular component: nucleus. Gene Ontology annotation, biological process: protein phosphorylation; mitotic DNA damage checkpoint signaling. Gene Ontology annotation, molecular function: ATP binding; protein serine/threonine kinase activity. The record is from RefSeq and is a predicted model, not a curated record. NCBI's taxonomy places the organism in Eukaryota, Metazoa, Cnidaria, Hydrozoa, Anthoathecata, Hydridae.
AUGGCUACAUUCUCUUUAAAAUCAUUAUCAAUACUAGAAAAUAAAGUAAAAGAUUUUUCGAUAGAUAUUCCACUGAUUUUUUGUACAAAAAUAGGUGAAGGGACAUCUGCAUCUAUUUUUAAAUAUGAGCUAAAAGGUGAUCCGGUGGCUGUAAAAAUCUUUAAACAUUCUUUAUCCAAGAAAAGAACACUGCAGGUUGCAGAUAAAUUACGCAAACUAGUCUGCCCUCACCUCGUAGUGUUUAGAGGAUACUCAUUGCGACCAUCAGCAUUUAUAUUUGACUUCUGCGGAGUAAAUGUUGGAGAUGAAUGUGUAAACAAUGUAUCCCAAAUGAUAAAAAUUUUUAAUGAAAACGAUCAUUAUGUAUUAAACGAAAGAUUAGACAUUAUCAAACAAGCUACCUUAGGUUUAAAAACUUUACAUGAUUUUGGAAUUGUACACAGAGACUUUAAACCAUCUAAUCUUUUGGUCACUGGAACUUUAAGCAAAUUAUGCGUCAAAUUAACUGAUUUUGAUGACCUAUCUUUAAUACAAGAAACUGUUAAUGCCACCCUAACAAACAAAGUCUUUUUGUUUGGAAUGACUUUAACUUAUACAGCACAUCUGCAAACAGGAAGUUAA